Haplochromis burtoni (Burton's mouthbrooder) is the source of this 2647-nucleotide messenger RNA. RefSeq names its product sirtuin 7 (gene sirt7). The coding region runs from base 115 to 1332 and encodes 405 amino acids. The record is from RefSeq and is a predicted model, not a curated record. Gene Ontology annotation, molecular function: NAD+ binding. The transcript is spliced from 10 exons. NCBI's taxonomy places the organism in Eukaryota, Metazoa, Chordata, Actinopteri, Cichliformes, Cichlidae.
GGCGGUGUUCCCGGCGCCCGCCUGAUUUCUUUUUCAACUUCCGCUUCCGGCUGUGUCUGGUGCUAUGAGCUUUGUUUUGAAUAAACGUCUUCUCGUCAGCUGAUUGAAAACAGGAUGGCGGAAGAGCAGGACGCCGGUGUUUCUUCUCGGACUCAAAGGAAAGCUUUGAGUAAGGCUAAAAUACUACAGCGGGAGAGCGAGAGGGAGGUCUUCAGACUGGUCGGGCGGGUCCUGAAAAAACCGGAGUCUCAGCGGUCAGAGGAGGAGGCCGCUGCUCUGCUGCUGCACAGAGACACUGUGGAGGAGCUCUGCAAGAGACAAGUCCGCAGAAAUGUGCUCAAGAGGAAGCAGGAAGAGGUAUUUGAUGGUGUUGAUGAGCUGAAAAAUAAAGUCAGGCAGCUCGCUGUGGCAGUCAAACAAGCCAGUCACCUGGUGGUUUACACCGGAGCCGGUAUCAGCACGGCAGCUUCUAUCCCUGACUACAGGGGCCCUAACGGGGUAUGGACGCAGCUACAGAAGGGUCGGGCCAUUAGCUCGUCAGACCUGAGUAAAGCGGAGCCGACGCUCACGCACAUGUGCAUUAAGAUGCUUCAUAAGGAAAAGCUGGUUAAGCACGUUGUGUCUCAGAACUGCGAUGGACUCCACCUGCGUAGCGGUCUGCCCAGACACACCCUCUCUGAACUCCAUGGAAACAUGUUUAUUGAAGUGUGCACGUCCUGCUCCCCAGUCAGGGAGUACGUGCGUUUAUUUGAUGUGACCGAGCGGACGUCACUACACCGCCAUGGGACGGGACGGAAGUGCAGCCACUGUGGCGCCGAACUGAGAGACACCAUAGUGCACUUCGGGGAACGUGGGACCCUCGAGCAGCCUCUCAACUGGAGGGGAGCAACAGAAGCUGCCAAGAUGGCGGAUGUUAUACUCUGUUUAGGCUCCAGUCUGAAGGUGCUGAAGAAAUACACUUCUCUGUGGUGCAUGAACAGACCAGCAAGCAAAAGGCCCAAACUCUACAUUGUCAACCUUCAGUGGACACCAAAAGAUGAUCUGGCUGUGUUGAAAAUUCACGGCAAGUGUGACGAUGUCAUGAGACUCCUCAUGGAGGAGCUGAACCUUCAGAUUCCUGCAUAUAACAGGGCAGACGAUCCCAUCUUCACUCUGGCUACACCUCUGCAGCUUGAAGAGGUGCAAAGCCACUCUCGUGAGGUCGUAGCGCCUCCCAAUGAUCAAAAUGACUGCUCAGAUGACCCCGAGGAGCAGAAACCCACAUCUGUGCAGGGCGGCUGGUUCGGACGAGGGUACGGCAAAGGAAGGCAGAAGAAGAAAAAAGUUGCGUGACUGACAGGACAUUGUGAACUUUUUGGUCACUGCCAGCAGUUUAUCCCAUCAAGAGAUUCAAGUUUCAGUCCUGUGAUGAUGGAAAGUUGGACUUGAAGCUUCUGGGGUGCUGUUUUGUAGGAUUGUGUACUUGCCAUUAGGAAAAUGGCACAUUGCACUGACCUGUCGUGUUGUACAGCGUACACUUUAGAGUGAUACCUGGGUUCAGAGCAGGGUUUUGUUAAGCAGCUGCAGUUUAUGUUUCUGUGUUCAUGGCAGCUAAGCCAGCUGGGUUAGACGGAGCCAAAUUUUAGCUCAGUGUGGCUAGGAUGUUUUUUUCUUUUUUUCUUUUUUUUUCUUUUACAAAAACUGACAAGAAAGGUCUUAAAAUGUGUCAGAAAAUGAGGUCCUGUAGGGGUUUGGUUUGUUUUUUUGUGAAUGGAUCACUUUUGACACCAUUUCAGGUGUUUUAACCAGACUGGUAACAGGUGCUUCUUAGAGCCUGACUGAUAUCACCAAUAUCAGUAUCUGCAUUUCCCACAAACACAGCCAGCUGAUCUGAGUAAAGGUGGGGGUUAAACAAGUAAUUCAUGGCUUACUGGAACAAAACAGAAUUAUUUUUAAAUAUUAUCCUAGUAAGUCUUCAUAAAAAAUGACAAAUGUUAGAAAAGUCUUUGUUUUUAUUUGUCUGAAAGGGGAAAUAAUAUCACCAAAUAUUGGUGUAGCUCGUAUUCCUGCAUCAGUUGGGCUCUACAGUGUCUAAUUUACGCUCUGCUGGUGUAGUAUGACCAUGAUGUAUUAGAACAUGGAUAUCUGAGGGUAGAGUACUUCAUAAAUACUGUAUCAUCAGAAGAACAUGAGUGGCAGAUAACAACAGCAGCUUAAGCAAAAGUCCAUUUUGAAUUAUGCUUUUCUAUCUUUUACACAUGUACUGAUUAUAGUAGAAUAUAUUUUUGUAGUGUUUGUUUUUCAUAUGUUCAAGACUUCCCUUUUUUUAAAAACAUGGCAUCUUUGUGUUGAUGUUUAUUUUAAAGGUUUAUGUUGGCCGUACUUAAUUAUUGUGUGCUGCCCUUGACUCUGCUGUAAUCCUUCCUCAGGUAUGCAGGCUGGUUAGUACAGCCGCUACUGUAUUACAUUUGUUUACGUUUAAACUUUAGUGUGACUUUUUUUUUUCCUUAAAAAAAAAAAAUAACUUUUGUUUACAGUAUAGGAAGGUAAGCUGAGUUUUGAGUUAAAUUACUGUUUGCUUAAGUGAUUGGAAACAGCAGCCAGAGUCAUUGUGUCUGUUAUUUUAUCUCAGGAAGAACCUUUAGUGUCAACAGUCUCAUCAUGUCUG